Culex pipiens pallens (northern house mosquito) is the source of this 2446-nucleotide messenger RNA. RefSeq lists its product as uncharacterized. The transcript has 2 exons. Lineage: Eukaryota; Metazoa; Arthropoda; Insecta; Diptera; Culicidae. Gene Ontology annotation, biological process: DNA integration. Bases 56 to 2446 code for a protein of 796 amino acids. The record is from RefSeq and is a predicted model, not a curated record. Gene Ontology annotation, molecular function: nucleic acid binding.
AGCUGUAGAGGUUGAACUUUUCAAUGACGGAAUCAUCAAUGCCAAAGUCUCCGGAAUGGUUUGUCAGUUUCUGAUUGAUUCGGAUUCACAAGUGAACACCAUAACUCACACGACAUUUGAACAACUUCGCGCCAACGCAUCGUAUAACGAAGGAUUACACAACGUCCGGCAUGGUACCGAUCGUAAACUGAAGGCGUACGCUAAGUCUGACGAUAUUCACGUGAUAUGCACUUUCGAAGCUUUCCUGGAAAUUUCUGACGACCGGCCAAUACUGCUCGAGAAAUUUUAUGUGGUCAAGGAACAGCGAUCGCUUCUCAGCAGAGCAACGUCGACCCGUUACAGUGUGCUCCAACUCGGCUUGAAAGUUCCCGUGAAUACUGGCUGGACGGCGGACGACAGCUGGAUGAAUAUCGGAUUCAUCAACCUAGUUUCGGAGGUGUCAGUACAGUUCCCGAAAUUUAACAUCCCUCCGAUCAAGAUUCCCUAUGAUAAAACGAUGCCGGCUUGUCGUAAUAUAUUUACGAACAUAACCGCCGCUAUGAAGCAAGCAGUUCAACGGAGACUCGAAGAGCAAGUAUCAGCGGGAAUCAUUGAACGAGUGACUGACGCGAUGGACGCGGCAUUCUGCUCGUCUAUGCUCGUUGUACCGAAAGGUAAUGACGAUUUCCGACUCGUGAUCGACCUGCGGGGUCCAAAUCGUUACAUCCUUCGCAGCCCGUACUCCAUGCCGACCCUGGAAAAGAUUCUGGUUCAACUGGAAGGCGCUCAAUGGUUCAGCACAAUAGAUCUACAGAGUGCGUUCUUUCACAUUGAAUUGGAAGAAGAUUCUCGACACCUGACCAACUUCAUGACCGAGUUCGGUAUGUACCGAUACAUACGCCUUCCCUUUGGAUUGAGCAACGCACCUGACGUGUUUCAAGAGGUUAUGGAGCGGAAAGUACUGACCGAUUGCGAAGGAGUUCUGAACUAUUUGGACGACAUACUGGUGUUCGGCAGGUCAAAGGAAGAGCACGACAAGAAUUUAGCUGCCGUAAUGGACAGGCUGAAAGACCACAACGUGCGGAUUAAUACGUCCAAGUGUGUUUUCGGGAGGAAGGAAGUUAAAUUUCUGGGAUUUGAACUGACGGACAAAGGAUGGAGAAUCGAACACGGGAAGCUCAGUGCGAUCAAGAAUUUCCGACGUCCAUCAUCAUGCGCUGAAGUAAAGAGCUUUCUUGGUCUAAUCACGUUCGUGGACAAAUUCCUUGUUCACCGAGCCACGAAAACGGAAUUCUUGAGAGCUUUGGCCAAUGCGGACACAUUCUACUGGACGGAAGCGGAAGAAACCGAGUUCGAGUCGUUGAAGAACCACACGGUCCAUGCCAUCAAGGUUCUCGGAUAUUAUAGCUGCUCAGAUUUUACCGAGCUGUACGUUGAUGCAUGCCUGGGCGCAGUGCUGGUUCAGCAUGACUCUGAUGGAACUCCAAGGAUCAUCGCAUGCGCGUCCAAAUCCCUUACAAAUGCUGAAGCAAAUUACCCCCAGUCACACAGAGAGGCAUUGGCCGUUGUAUGGGGAGUCGAACGGUUUUCGUUUUACCUCAUCGGAAGACCCUUCGUGAUACGUUCGGACGCCUCUUCAAAUGAGUUCAUUUUCCACACCAACUACCGCAUCGGGAAACGAGCCUUCAGUCGAGCCGAAGGUUACGCAUUGCGACUCUUACCCUACAAGUUCCGGAUUGAACGAGUGAAGGGCGAUGAAAAUGUAGCGGAUGCUCUCUCCAGACUGAUUCACGUUACGCAACCGGCUGUACCAUUUGAAGAGGAAUGUUCAAACCACGUUCUUUGCUCGUUGGACGCAGGUUGCAUGGAGAUUACUAUGAGUGAAAUCGAAUCUAGCUCUGAACGCGAUCAAGAAAUGGAGUUGCUACGUGCCGCUUUGGAUAGUGGAUCGUGGCCAGCGGAACUACGCGGUUACGAAGCCCAACGGAACCAGAUCCACAAGCUUGGUGCUUUGCUGUGCAAGGACGACCGGAUUAUCCUCCCGAAGGACCUGAGACAGCGAGCUAUGGAAUCGGCACAUGGUGGACAUAUCGGAGUGGUGGCGAUGAAACGUGUGCUGCGAGAUUUCUUUUGGUGGCCGCAGAUGAGCAAGCAAGCUGAAAAGUUUGUCAAGUCCUGUGAGACCUGCGUCCUGUUAUCCAAACGAAACCCCCCAGUGCCCUUGGCAUCUCGUGAACUUCCUGAAGGACUGUGGGAAAUAUUGCAGAUUGAUUUCCUAUCUGUGCCAGGAUUCGGCUCGGGUGAGUUUCUAAUAGUAAUUGACACAUAUUCACGAUUCCUGUCGGUAACGGAGAUGCAGCGCACAAAUGCAGAUGCAACCAACACGGCCCUGAUUCAAAUAUUUAAACGCUGGGGAUUGCCUCGAAUCAUCCAGAGCGACAACAAGUGCGUAAGUCGAUACCGCUGA